AUGAUAACGCUAGGAGCUAUGGCCAUCGCCUUUGGGCUUAUUCGCAUCUUCGUCUUCAAAAUCCCAGAAUCGCCGCGCUACCUUCUAUCUAAAGGCCUUGAUGAAGAAGCUGUCGAGGCAGUCAAUUAUAUUGCUCGCUUUAACAAGAAGCCUGAGACGCUGACUAUGGAAAUGUUCUGGGCCAUUGACCAAAAGCUGGAAACCUCCCCCGACCCAAAUCAUCGCCCCUUGCGUGAAUGUACCAAAAGCAUCUCCCUAGCGAACUACACCGAAAAGACGGCACACAAGCUGAAAAGCUACACAGCUCGCAGCUAUCGCAGACUAUUCACUGGCCGCAAGAUGAUACAACACACCACAAUGAUUUUUCUCAUCUGGCUGACUGUAGGAGUUGCAUACCCACUAUACUUUGCCUUUAUCACCUCGUAUCUAGAAACGAAGUCAUCGUAUUCUGUCAACCCGUCGUUAAACCACACUUACAUGGUUUACUGUAUUGUCUCCGCCGUCGGCGUCGUUGGUCCCCUUGCUGCCGGUUUCUGUGUUGAGACUCGUCUAGGGCGGCGCUGGAUGAUGAGUAUCUCUGCCAUUCUAACCGGUGUUUUCUUAUUUGCCUAUACGGCGGUCGGCACCGAGGCCGCCAACAUAGGAUUUCAGUGUGCCACGGGCGUACUAGGAAAUUUCGGUAUGUCUCAAUAUGAACUUAUGUUUUUACACACUAACGAUGAACUAGAAUACGCCGUCAUGUACGCAUUCACCCCAGAGUCCUUCCCUGCACCUAUUCGAGGAACUGGCACCGGCGUGGCAGCCACGCUUUUGCGAGUCGGCGGGUUGGUUGCUUCUCUCAUAUCCACAUACAGUGGAUACACAGUGGUUCCUAUUUAUGUCAGUGCUGCGUUGUGGAUUGUCGUCGGACUGUUUUGCUUCGGCCUGCCGUAUGAGACUCAUGGACAUGCAUCGAUUUAA
Messenger RNA from Talaromyces rugulosus, 960 nucleotides. RefSeq lists its product as uncharacterized. Lineage: Eukaryota; Fungi; Ascomycota; Eurotiomycetes; Eurotiales; Trichocomaceae. Gene Ontology annotation, molecular function: transmembrane transporter activity. The record is from RefSeq and is a predicted model, not a curated record. Bases 1 to 960 code for a protein of 319 amino acids. The transcript has a single exon. Gene Ontology annotation, biological process: transmembrane transport.